AGAGAGAGAGAGAGAGAGAGAAAGAAAGAAGAAGAGCUCCGGAACCUCCCAGAAGAUCAGUUUUAACCAUCGUCGAGCUCGAAUUCUAGGGUUUCUAGUGCUGAAUCGAGCUUCGUGCCGGUGGGAUUUUCGCCGGCUCGGCGGCGUCGGAUCCCUCGUUUCGGCGGAGGGACUGGAGCUUUGAGAAAAGUGCGUGCGGAGAGAGGAAUUUGGCCAAAAAAUAUGAAAUUGGAUCGUCCAGCUAAAUUUGUAUUCGGUGGCGGGUAAAAGAUCUCAAAGGAAUGUCAGACUUGUGCAUCUAUGAGCUUCAAGACAAUGUGUGGGAUGAAUUUGGUGAGAGUGAUGACCAUAUAGUACCCCAUCCUGCUGAUGAAGCCAAGGAUCAGUGUCUAGUUCAGAGUGAUAGCCGCAAGAAACUCCGUCUUCAAGUAACUGGGAUCACUAGUAAUGCUGACAGCGGGGCUAACUCUGUUGUUUUGGGAAGGAAAGAAACAAAUCCAGAGACUCUGACCAAGAAGGAGAAAAUGCUGGAAAAGGAUGCAUGGUCUCACACACCUGAUGGCAUGUUUCCUGCUUCAUGUGAUAACCUGUCUUCAAAAGAAGUUAGAAAUGUGGCAUCUGAUGAUUCAAGAAUGUCUGCACACUGUUUCAAAGGCAGCGCCGAUGGUGUUUUUUGUGCUGAUGAUCAUGUUAUUGAUGAGAGAUGUGCAGCAGUCGACAAUAACAUGUACAGUUAUUCUCUCAACCAUAUUUCUCCAACAGAGACUAAUCUCAACUUUUUCAAUCAUGAAGACAAAGAAAGCAAUGAUCUAUACUACGGAUGGCCUGAUAUAGGGAAUUUUGAAGAUGUUGACAAAAUGUUCAGGAGCUGUGAUUCCACAUUUGGAGUUGGAAGUCUGAGUAACGAUGAUGAUUUGGGCUGGUUCUCAAUCUCUGAGGCUAUUGAAGGAUCUGAAGAUGCUAUAAAAUCCGAGUUCGAAUUUUCAUGCUCAGAUUCGAAAGUAGUUAACAGAGCAUCAGAAACUCGUGGGAAUUCUUUGCCACAUGGCUAUGCCCUUUCACACAAUGAUACCAAGAAGAAAAGUGCAACCAUGUGUGACAAUUUAAGCAUGCAGGUUAACGGUUCCGGUGAAACUGGUGCUCUUGGUCACACAUCAUCUAUGAAUGGGUCAGGUGCACAAUCUGAAAGUAAGGAAGACUCGAUGAGUGAAAAAGAGAUGAAUAAGCACAAAAAGCAGUCAAACCUUCAAAAGCAAUCAGAAUUAAAAAGGAAAGACAGAUACCUAGAAAAUGGUGGUUCUUUCGGACAUCAUAGUCUCCUAGAUCAAUUUCCUCAUGUGGAAGUUCCCUUUUCUGACUCAUCCAACCAGAUGCAUAAUGAAUACAUGCACUCGGGCUACUUUCAUCAUGUUAACCAAGUCUCAGGAUGCUCAACUUUAUCUAGUGUAAAGUCUGAUGACCAGCUAUCUCCUACUCCAAAGGAAUCUUCUUAUUCGUCAAAUCAGGUCUCUUUGGCUAGGAACUUUAAUCCCGCGGAUGUGACAAGUCCAAAUGCAUCAAUCUGUGACCCAGAUGCUGUUCUGAAAAGUCUGCAUCCAAAUGAAAAUGGAAUAGAAAGUCACAGUAAUGGUGAAGUCAGCCUAGCUGUACCAGCAGAUAUGGACUCUUCCCUGGUGCAAGAAAGCUCUUGCAUGAGCUCUGCAUUGGAUGAAAUUUCAUUAGAAGCAGCCAGCUUUCGUCAACUUCAACGAGUCAUGGAGCAGUUGGAUAUCAAGACGAAGCUUUGCAUAAGGGAUAGUCUGUACCGGUUAGCAAGGAGUGCUGAACAGAGGCAUAAUGGUGUGAUUCCUAUCAUUGAUAGCAAAAAUGAUGGGGCUCAUAGUGGAGUAAUGACUGCUGAAGAAACAAACAAGUGUAGUGGGUUUAUGGAUAUGGAAACUGACACUAAUCCGAUAGAUCGUUCUGUGGCGCAUUUAUUGUUUCACCGACCCUCGGAUCCGUCUGUAUUGCCAGGUAGCAAUGCUUCCUCUUCCAAGUCCCACGUCAUGAUUCAUAGGUCUGUCACCAGUCCACCUGUAAAGAAUGAGAGAGACACUGGACAAGAGGAAGCUGUCGCCGAUGCGGAAAAUGUGUCCUAGGACUGACGCGGAUCAUGAAGAGGUUUGGCCAUUGUACAACAUGUACCUAUUUUUGGGUGAAUUUCCACACGAUCGCUGUAUAAACAGUACCUGAGGAAUCGGGAUCUUACUGCAUACCCUCUGGGUGUAUGUCAUGUCGCUACUUGUUUCCGCCGAUGUAAUUAAGUAAGCUAGGUUGGUUCCCCUCUUA
Molecule: messenger RNA, 2328 nt
Organism: Syzygium oleosum
Lineage: Eukaryota; Viridiplantae; Streptophyta; Magnoliopsida; Myrtales; Myrtaceae
Product: protein LNK1
Exons: 10
Coding region: 282-2138 (618 amino acids)
Biological process (GO): circadian rhythm; regulation of DNA-templated transcription
Source: RefSeq, a predicted model, not a curated record